UGUUGUAUCCCGACCGCGCCCGGGUUCUCCCGACGAAUACAUUUUCGGAAUUCGAAUAAGUACAGUGAGUUUUUGUUAUGUGACACAGUGUUUGUGUGUUUGUGUGUGCAGUGCAAUGGAGUAUUCGUGUUCUGUGUGUGCAAGACUAUUGCGAGAGACUCCAGUUUCGUAAUGAUAACCCGGUAAAUGGUCCGACGGAGGCUACACCCAAGGCAAAAUGGUCAACUUAUAGCAUCAAGUAUACUCUGUACCACAUACCUCGACCGUUGGCGCUGGAGGCGGAAAGAUGUUAAUGCUGAUUAUACUCCACUUCAUAACACUUCCCGCACUGACUUCGAGGAUCGUACGAGGUGAUAGCACAAUGGAAGAUAAAAAUAUGCCUUUAAUAAGCUCAAGAGUUGUCCGGACUAAAUACGGUGAUAUUAGAGGUUUUAUAGUCACACCUGAAUCCAGAUUCCUGGAACCAGUAGAAGUAUUUCGUGGUAUUCCUUACGCCUCACCUCCAGUUGGGACACUGAGGUUUAUGCCCCCAGUAUCUGGGGCACAGUGGUCAGGGGUCAAGAUAGCGGAGGAGUUCAGUCCAGUCUGCCCACAAGUUUUGCCCGAUAUAAGAAACGAGACUGCAGUUUUGAAGCGAAUAUCGAAAGGGAGGUUAGAAUAUCUGAAGAGGAUAUUGCCUUUUUUGACAAAUCAAUCAGAAGAUUGCCUCUAUUUGAAUAUCUACGCGCCCGCUCAAGCAGGAGUCAGAGACGCAGUGGCUCGGUACCCCGUCCUGGUGUUUGUGCACGGAGAGAGCUACGAGUGGAGUUCCGGAAACCCAUACGACGGGGCUGUGCUGGCGUCCCACGCCGGCUUAGUGGUCGUCACCAUCAACUAUCGACUGGGGAUAUUAGGUUUCCUCAACCCUCGCUCGGACGACUAUCCCCGAUCUCCAGCCAACUACGGCUUGAUGGACCAGAUAGCUGCCCUGCACUGGAUCAAAGAGAACGUCGCAGUAUUUGGUGGUGACCCAACGAAUGUCACGCUGAUGGGCCACGGAACUGGCGCAGCGUGUGUACACUUCCUCCUUACUUCGCUUGCAGUACCGGAAGGUCUUCUCUUCCACCGAGCAAUACUGAUGUCAGGAUCAGGUCUAAGCCCGUGGUCGUUAGUGGCGGACCCAAACAGAUACGCUGAGUUAGUCGCCACUCACGCUAACUGCUCUCCUGACCUCACACCUCCAGCACUGCUCCGGUGUUUAAGAGAGCGCCCGCUAGAAGCUCUUCUCUCGGCACCAGUCCAAGCGCCAGACUUUUCCUAUGCAUUCGGUCCAAGUGUCGAUGGAGUUGUAAUUGAUACUGGAGACAUGCUCAUCAACCCGGAGCCAGGCUACGAGUGGCAAGUGGCCCAUGCUCCGGCGGGCAAGGGAGCCACUGCUGUGAACAUCAUCAACGCCGUCCUCAUGAGAAAGAGUGCCAUUGCUCAGCUUACCAAGUAUGAUCUGAUGCUGGGUGUAACAAAGGCGGAAGCUUAUUUCGCAUUCAGCGGAGACGACGUCCAAUAUGGUAUAGAAGCAGACAGAAGAUCGAAGAUCCUCAAGUCAUUCGUCAGGAACACAUACAGCUAUCACUUGUCGGAGAUCCUCGCCACUAUUAUAAAUGAGUACACAGACUGGGAAAGACCCGUCCAGCAUCCUAUAAAUAUUAGAGAUGAAACACUAGAAGCACUAAGCGACGCCCAAGUCGUAGCGCCGACGGUUUUGACAGCUGACACACAUUCUGCGCUGCGAAGAAACUCCUACCUUUAUGUGUUCGACUAUCAAACGAAAUACGGGGAUUACCCACAAAGACAGGGUUGCAUCCAUGGCGAGGAGCUGCCGUACAUUUUCGGAGCACCCCUCGUCGGCGGCUUGGCACACUUCCCGCGUAACUACACAAAAUCCGAAGUAGCGCUGUCGGAAUCAGUUAUGCUGUAUUGGGGGAACUUUGCCAAGACAGGGAACCCGAACGAAGCUCAGGAAAGUGAUCCAAUUAGAGCAGGAAGACAAGAAAGGGUAAGAAUGAAGAAUAUCGAAUGGACUGCAUAUGAAGCUGUACACAAAAAGUAUCUCAAUAUCGAUAUAAAGUCAAAAUUGAAGAAUCAUUAUCGAGCUCAUAGACUGUCAUUUUGGUUAAAUUUAGUACCAGAUCUUCACCGACCAGGUGGAGAAGAUGUUCCUCAGUCUCACCAUCAGCUUGAAAAUGAGGAUACUUCACUGCAACCAACAAUAAAAAGUUUUACACCACCUUUCAAAAAGACUACAGAAAUGGUGCUAACGGACACUGGUAUAGCCACCAAAGUUCCUUUGUUAACUGUUCUAAAUGUUACAUCACCUUUGAAUUUCAAUAUAGUGGGACUUAAUUCUAUGACUCCAAGUACCGUAGGGGCGUCAGAAGUCCAUAAAUCUGAAGGUUCUACUGCUGCUCCUCCAGAAGACGGAUUCGCAGCGUACUCGACUGCACUUAGUGUAACAAUAGCCAUAGGUUGCUCUUUGCUCAUACUAAACGUAUUAAUAUUCGCUGGUGUUUAUUACCAGAGAGAUAAGACUAGAAUGAAUGGCCAAGAUGGGCAUUCGAAUGGAUCUCAUCUAAAGAAAAGAGUAGAAAACGGCCAGAUGCCUAAUAAUAUCUGUGGUGAUUUAGAAGGAGCUUUAUCUUUUCAAACUAGCCUCAAAAGUGAUCCAGCCACCAUUUUGAGCCAUCACCAUACACACUCACACCAUCAACUACCUCCUCCAGAGUUUGCUGACUUACCUAGUAAUAAUGUAGCAGGGAUAGCCACUUUGCCAAGAGCACCGCCACCUCCUAAAAUAGGGAAAAGUAAUAUAAAUACGCUGGCUAGCGGCCAGUUACAAGAAAAUCAGCCAUUGUUGUCUGCACAUCAAAUGCAAAUGAUAAAUACAAGUACGCUGACAAAGAAGAACACGCAGUUAAACGCAAAGUCGAAUGUGACUAUGGAGGAACUGAGAGUGUGACGCCAGCGUGCCUGACUGCAGCGAGCCGGCAGUUGCAGUGACGUGGUACACCACGACGAGAUCGUGUGACUCCCGCCGGACCUUCUCAAGUGCGUUACAGAUUAUAUUUGACUUUCAACGCGCUAAUAAGAAG
Molecule: messenger RNA, 3125 nt
Organism: Pararge aegeria (speckled wood butterfly)
Lineage: Eukaryota; Metazoa; Arthropoda; Insecta; Lepidoptera; Nymphalidae
Gene: Nlg3
Product: neuroligin-4, Y-linked
Exons: 12
Coding region: 287-2992 (901 amino acids)
Biological process (GO): synaptic vesicle endocytosis; chemical synaptic transmission; neuron cell-cell adhesion
Cellular component (GO): postsynaptic membrane; synapse; cell surface
Molecular function (GO): neurexin family protein binding; signaling receptor activity
Source: RefSeq, a predicted model, not a curated record